This is a messenger RNA of Symsagittifera roscoffensis, 1257 nucleotides long. RefSeq names its product 3-hydroxyisobutyryl-CoA hydrolase, mitochondrial-like. Gene Ontology annotation, biological process: L-valine catabolic process. The record is from RefSeq and is a predicted model, not a curated record. The transcript has 7 exons. Gene Ontology annotation, cellular component: mitochondrion. NCBI's taxonomy places the organism in Eukaryota, Metazoa, Xenacoelomorpha, Acoela, Convolutidae. Gene Ontology annotation, molecular function: 3-hydroxyisobutyryl-CoA hydrolase activity. The coding region runs from base 44 to 1126 and encodes 360 amino acids.
AUUGUUGUGAUAAACUUAUUAAAUAGAAAUUUUGAUUAUCAGCAUGUCGAAACAAGUCAGGACCUUCAUAGUUUCUGAAAUCAGGAACAGACUUUCCGUCAUUACCUUGAAUAGGCCAUUACAAUUGAAUGCGUUCUUUCCUCCCCUCAUAGACGAAGUUUUGUUAGAGAUGACCUUUUGGAGAAAGCAUGUUGAUAAAUUGAGCUCUGUGCUGAUCAAAGGAGCAGGGGACAAAGCGUUUUCUGCUGGGGGAGACGUGAAAUUUCUUCUACAGGCUUUCAAGGAACGGAACUUAGGAAUGAUUAGUCUUCAAACCCAGGGCGAGUACUCUCUGGUGCAUCGGUUGGAAACGUACAGUAUCCCCACAGUGGCACUGGUGGAUGGUAUCUGCAUGGGCACUGGGGGAGGAAUAUUCCAACACUCCUCAUUCUCAGUGGUGAGUGAGCGUGCCAUAUUUGCGAUGCCAGAGACGGCGAUAGGGAUAGUGCCGGAUUCAGGAGUGGCAUUGCCGUUUGGGAGACUGGACCACAAACUGGGAGUAUAUCUGGGACUCACGGGGGCCAGACUCAAAGGUGCGUCUAUCUACCAUGCGGGUCUGAGUGACUUCUUCGUCAGUUCAGAAUACCACGAAGCUCUCGAGACAGCCCUGGAGAGUGCAGAAACGAAAGAGGCGGUGAAGGGGAUACUGAAGGAGUUCCAUGAGAAGUCACGUGAUAGACAGACCCCAUUCAGUUUGGAGCCCCAUUUGAGUGAAAUAGAGAACAGCUUCAGUCAUUCUACUGUUGAACAAUGCAUGGAGUCCUUAUCCCAGUCUUCAACUCAAUUCGCCCGGGAGACCAAAUCAACUCUAGAAAAGAUGUCGCCCACUGCACUGAAAGCCACACUGAGACAUAUAAACACUCCUUAUAAGACACUGUUGGAGUGUCUAAGUAUGGAUUAUAGAGUCAUAUACAGAUUGUGCAGGUCUCAUGACUUUAUAGAAGGCGUGUCUGCUCUACUAGUGGACAAGGACAGAGAACCCAAAUGGAGACCAGCCAGUCUGAGUGAAGUGACAGAUGAGCAGAUUGACAGUCUGUUCCAGAGACUGCCAACAGAAGACGAGUUCGAACCAAUUGUAGAAAGAUGACAGAUUUGAAACUGAAAAAGAAGGAUUUUGUUUUUUGUUGAUCGAACUCAAACUGAAUCAAUUGAAACGUGUAUAUCUAGAUAGAUGGCAGCACUUUCUGAAUUUAUCAAAGACAUUAUGAUUAUAUAUGG